AUGUGCAUACAGUUAGAUAAAUAUCAUAUGAUGGUCUGUGUGAAAUACUUUAAUACCAUCGACGAUUUUAUCUCCUUUGCUCAAGUUAACAAAAAGUGUAAAGAAGUGCUUUCAAUGUUUUUUUAUAAUCCACUUCCCAUCAAAAGCACAAAAAUAUUCGACAAUAUGACAUAUCAAAUUUUAUAUAAUUCAAACGACACAGCCGUUCCCCACGUGGAGAAGUUUAUUAAUUUUAAAGUUGAUUAUGAACAAUAUUUGAAUGAUAAGAAAUUCAAUUUGAAAUUUAAGAAGGUGUGUUUGGGGUCUUCCAGUUUUACGAAACGUCUCAAUGAAUUACUUCAAAAGGAUCCAAAAUAUAAUAUACCAAAAGAAGUCAAUUUACUUAAAGAAUCGUGUUUUGCAAACCAAAUAAAUUUGACUCAAGUUGUAUUGACAAACUCAAUCAAAAUAAUCCCACAAUAUUGUUUUCAUAAUUGCCAAAAAUUGAAAAAUAUCUCCCUCCCACUUUCUGUCAAGAAAAUUUGUUAUGGUGCAUUUUUUAAUUGUGUUAGUUUGACUACUUUUCUUAUUCCAAAUACAGUUGUAGUCUCUGAGACCAUUUUCAAUGAAAACAAUUCAAUUUCUACUUUAAUAUUGUACCCAGACACUAAUAUCACAGAUUAUUUCUUCUCAAAUUUUAAAAUGCUCAAUUCUUUGAUAUUUAGAGGAUCAAACAAAAUCACUCAAAUUGUCCCUUUUAGGUUCCAAGAAGUGGUUAACAGAGAGUGUAGCAAUGUCACACUUGAAAAUAACGAUUUACAAAGACUUUACUCUCUUGGCUUUGCUCAUAAAUUAAGUGGGAAAAUGGUGUCGUGUUCAAUACCUUCAAAAGUGAAUUCUCUUUAUCAACAGGCGUUUAUGAACUGCAAUUUCCUUUGUAACAUACAUUUAUCAGACAAUAUAACCUCGUUGGGACAAGCUUGUUUCAGAGGAUGCAAUUCUUUGGUAUUGUUAAUUCUUCCUCAAAAACUUGUCGAGCUCCAAAAUUGUUGUUUUCAAAAUUGCACGAAGUUGACACAUGUUAAAGUACCAGAUACAGUGACUUGUAUUGGGAGUAAUUGCUUUGAGAACUGCGCUUUAAGAACAUUUGAUUUCCCAUCCCAAACAAAUAGAGUGUCAAACGAUUGCUUUCGAAAUUGUACGAAGUUGGAAUCAAUAGCAUUUAAAAAUUCAACACACAAUUUUUCUUAUUGUUGUGCAAAAGGAGCAACAAACUUAACACAAAUUUUCGUUCAAAAUACCAAUGAAAAUGCUCAAACGUUUAAAGAUGAAGGGUACUUUGUAAAACAAUUAUUAAUCAACGGCGGAAUGCAAAAUCUGUUUUAUUGUUUUGACAGAAGCAAUUUUGAAGAGUACAAAUCAUUAUAUCCCGCUUACACUCGAUCAGGUGAAAUUGUCAAAUUGGUUUUAAAAAAUCUUGAAAAACUUGAAAGAAAAUGCUUUACUGAUUGUCCUUUGGAAUAUAUUGAUUUGGAUGGGACAAUUGUGACAAUACCAAGAAUGUGUUUUACUUUAAAUAGGCUUACGUCUAUUAAACUUGGUGACUCCGUAAAAACUAUUGAAGCUUAUGCUUUCAAGGGGAAUUACGAACUUAAAACAAUCGAAAUGCCCAAAAAUUUGGAAGUGGUGCAAAGAGAUGCGUUCGAGCAUUGCACUCAACUUGAAAAAGUCGUUUUUAAUGAUAAAGUAAAAUACUUAGGAAGAAGAGCAUUUUAUUAUUGCAAAAGUUUGAAAGAAGUAAUUUAUCCAAAAAUUAUAGAGAGGUGCCAUGAGUCUACUUUUGACUUUUCUGGAAUCAAUAAAGAUUGUGUUUUGAAAAUGGUGAAGGUAAUUUCAGAUAAGUGA
Molecule: messenger RNA, 1884 nt
Organism: Entamoeba invadens IP1
Lineage: Eukaryota; Evosea; Mastigamoebida; Endamoebidae
Exons: 1
Coding region: 1-1884 (627 amino acids)
Source: RefSeq, a predicted model, not a curated record